UUAGAAUAGUUCUUCUUGAAUGCUCUGAGCUUUUAUGAGUACAUACGUACAGCUCAUAGGGUCAAUAGCUGGGAGUUGGAUUAUUGCAACUACAGAUUAGAAAUAUAAAAAAUGCGAACAAUGGAAAUACAGCCGGUUUACGACCCAAGUUUAUUUUGAUUACCUCAGUUAGACUUGUUAAACGUGUUUUGAUUGUGUUUUACUGUGUCUUUGAUAGUGUAAUGCGUCAGCUUGCAAGGGUAUGUUCCUUCCAGUCUUGUUGUGGUUCGCAGUGGGGAUACCGCCGUCUAUACAAUAUGCACUAAUCAAGAGGCAACAAGGCGCAUAUUUACCGAUAGAAUGCGCUCUAAACAGCGAUAUAUCAUUUAAAUUUACUAACAAGCAAUCUAACAAAACACAGACAAUAGCAGCAUGCAGUAUAAAUAUUAAUAGCUGUUAUUUGAGCGACAAAAUCCUGGCACAAAGUUACGCAAUUGCAAAAUCGGACGUGGGUGGAGUACUUUUUGUAAUUGACGUCAGUGAUGACACGUUUGGGACGUACACGUGUUAUGAGACUUAUAAUGCCUCGAAUUCGGCUGUCAUUAAUUUGAGUGUCGCAGAUCUACAGAAUUCAACGUAUUCCCCAACAUGUCAAAUCUUUGAAGAAUGUACUUCCUCAUUCAUCGCGCUACUGUUUGAUGGGGUACAGAUAUUACUUCUGGUUGUUUGUCUUCUCUGCAUCAUAUUCAGAGUUAAUUGCAAAUCUUUCUUUGGCAAAAGGCACUAUUCAAAAGGUGAUGAACCUCAGUUGACGAAUAUUGAAGACCAUACUUGUAGUUUAUUGAGGGACUCGUCUUUGAAUGACGAUGUUAAAGUUGAAACACGCAAGGCUGAUAUAUUCCUUUAUAAUAAAGAGAUAGAUUCACCAAGUCUACUUUCAGCUGUUGACCCACUCCCGAAGACUACGUUAACUUCCAUUCAAAUACCAAUGUUUACACAAUCGGGAAGUGUUUCUUUACUAACAGACACUCUCAUAAGGCCUAAGAACACCACACCAGAAACAGCCCUAGUUCGUAGUCCGGGCCAUCGACACCAAAGUUCUCUGGCCGGUUUACCUAGUCAAAGAUAUAAAAGUAGAUUCAAUGUAUACUAAACCGGAUAGGUAUUAUUGGUAAACUAAACGACUCAUCGUCAUUGUAUCAUUAAAACUACUUGUAUGGUAAAACUAUAAUUUCAUAAAAGCAAUUUUUAAUAUUGCCUUUUCAAAUACAAAUUUAAGUAUCAUUGACACUCAAUAAUUCAUUGUUCCAAUUUAAUUUAAACAUAUUUAUUUAAAAAAUGCACAUAUUUUUACAUAGAAUCACAUGUACAUGAAACAUUAAUACAAUAAACAUGGUUGAAUAGAAUUAGAAAGAUA
This is a messenger RNA of Dreissena polymorpha, 1396 nucleotides long. RefSeq lists its product as uncharacterized. The transcript has 7 exons. The record is from RefSeq and is a predicted model, not a curated record. Bases 242 to 1132 code for a protein of 296 amino acids. Lineage: Eukaryota; Metazoa; Mollusca; Bivalvia; Myida; Dreissenidae.